AUGACAAGUCUUGUCUAUUUUCUCUUUACUAUCGGCGCUGUCGCGGCUCCCUGGCCAUCUACGGUCAGACCAGCGCUGUCGAUGCGCAAUAUCACCCGCAUGACAAUAGACAUGCAAGGCAGGGCUCUCUCUGGACCGCAAAUUGGUGGUGUAAAUUUUCCUGACCCAACUCUGAUUUGGGGCGACGGCUCCUGGAAGGCAAUGAGCACCUCGUCGGAUGGGAAAGGUGUGCCUAUUGCGACUUCAGAAGAUUCUUUUGACUGGAAUUUGACACCAAAUGAUGCGCUGCCUGACAAAGGCCCCUGGGUUGAUCCUAAUGACCAGUCUGAUGCUGGAGUUUAUGUCAUGUACUAUGCUGCUCGUAGGUAUAGCGGAAGCCACUGCAUUGGCGCCGCCACCUCUAAUACCGUCAUGGGUCCCUAUACACCUCAAAAUCAACCUUUGGUCUGCGACGAUACCAACGGGGGUGUUAUUGACCCAUCCGGGUAUGAUGAUGGGAACGAUCGGUGGCUGGUGUGGAAAGUGGACGGCAACAGCAAGGGUGGCGCAACAACCUGCCAGCCCGGAAUUCCUAGUGGCGAUUACAUUCCUACACCCAUCAAAAUUCAGAGAAUGACUCGUGAUGGGCUAACACUGCUCGACGCUCCAAAGACCAUACUGGAAAACGAGGGCCGCAGCAAUGACGGGGUCGUCGAAGCAGCCAGCCUGUACAAGGUCCCCGGUGGUGACUUUGUUGUGUUUUACAGCGCACACUGCUUCUCUAGCGACGAUUACGACAUCUAUGCCGAUCAUAUCGGAAUCUAUGGGCCAGGUCACUGCGACAUUGACCCGAAUGGUGUCAAUAUGGUUUUUCAUGGCCGUGAGAAUCCCAACGAUGGCCAGGCUGCUCGUGUUCUCUGUAGCGCAACUUUGCACUUUGAUGGGCGCAAUAUUCAACCUUAUUAG
This is a messenger RNA of Beauveria bassiana ARSEF 2860, 945 nucleotides long. RefSeq names its product glycoside hydrolase family 43 protein. The transcript is spliced from 4 exons. Gene Ontology annotation, biological process: carbohydrate metabolic process. Gene Ontology annotation, molecular function: hydrolase activity, hydrolyzing O-glycosyl compounds. Lineage: Eukaryota; Fungi; Ascomycota; Sordariomycetes; Hypocreales; Cordycipitaceae. The record is from RefSeq and is a predicted model, not a curated record. Bases 1 to 945 code for a protein of 314 amino acids.